GCAGAGCGGAGCGCGGCAGUGAAGGAGAGCAGCGCGCGGAGCCAAGAAGCAUUAAGACGAAAAAAGGGGAGAAGAGGAAGAGGAAGGAGUAGGUGAAGCCGGGCCAGUGGGACUGAGGAGGACUGUGCCGUGUUGGAUUGUAGCUGUUUGCGGCUGUUUUGCGGGGAAUGUGCGGCUCCUCCUCUGCGGCUCUCCAACUUUGUGAAUCUGUGCUCUCAUGGUGAGAGGCGGACGCAGAGGAUGGGAGUAACCUGGUCCUCCAAAUGCCUCGCACUCCUUCUAGCUCUUCAUAUAGUAUCUGUGUUACAGACGGUGCUGGUCAGUGCUGGUCAAUGUGACUCUGUAUUUAAGGGUUUCUCGGACUGUCUGAUUCAGUUGGGGGACAACAUGGCCAACUAUCCCCAGGACUUGGACGACAGUGAGAACCUUCAUAGGAUCUGCGGUUACUGGGAUAACUUCCAUUCCUGUGCCACGACGGCGCUGGCUGACUGCCAAGAGGGAGCAACGGAUCUCUGGGAUAAACUGAAAAAGGAGUCCCGCAACCUGAAUUUCCGUGGGAGUUUGUUUGAACUCUGCAGCGGCGGCAAUGCUGCUCCGAGAUCUGCUGACGCCAGGGGCUUCAUCUUGGUCCUAGCCACACUGCCCACCAUACUGACUUGGCUGGCAUUUUAACAGAAACAAGGAGAAACAGAAAAACAAAGUUAAAAGAAGUAAAAAAGGGAAAAAAAGAUAAAGUCCAACUGAAAAAAAGAGAAAAAAAGUGAUUCCUACACUUCCAUGCUUAAAAUACAAGCUUCAAGACUGAGUUUGAAUUCAUCA
This is a messenger RNA of Melanotaenia boesemani (Boeseman's rainbowfish), 819 nucleotides long. It is a transcript of the gene nrn1a, whose product is annotated as neuritin 1a. NCBI's taxonomy places the organism in Eukaryota, Metazoa, Chordata, Actinopteri, Atheriniformes, Melanotaeniidae. Gene Ontology annotation, cellular component: plasma membrane. Gene Ontology annotation, biological process: nervous system development; neuron projection extension. The record is from RefSeq and is a predicted model, not a curated record. The transcript has 3 exons. The coding region runs from base 241 to 672 and encodes 143 amino acids.